ACAAAGUCACUUAUUGUGGUAGUAUCUAGUAUAGCCGGGCAGUGAUUGGUGACAUUUUGAGGUAAGGUCGAUCUGAAAAAAAAAAAAAGGAUAAAGAUUAUCCUGUAAUAGGUGUUAUCACGUGCAUAGGACCACUGAUUAUAUAUACCGCUCUGAAGCAUGGUGUAUCACACCCCGCCACCGCCGAGUACAGGUCCUUGUUAGUCUGCACCGCCCGCUUAUGAUUACCACUGCAUAUUUGCGUUUGAUACUACCAUACCCACAUUGGCCGCCAUGUAGCCUAGGAUGGCCCUCGUUUUACUCUAGAAGAAGAUUAAGCAUCGCCUGGGAUGUGUUAGGCCUUUGCGGAGUAAAUUACUUGUUAAUUGCUGCUUUAAAACAUAUAUGAAGAGCGUACAGAGAAAAGAAGAAAAGAAAAACGUCCAAGAAUAAUUAGAAUGCAGUACUUGACUGCGGUUAAUUUCUUACUUGCAUUAUCUAGUCAUAGGCUGCCGAAGUACGGAUACAUAGGACGAAUUUUCGGUGUACCUGAUUGAAGAUUGAGUGGUGUCAGGGGCCACUGCAGGCUGCCUAGUCAGCCAAUGCAGGCGGGAUUUUGAUAAGGCCGGAUAUCGCAGCCUGAAAUGGAAGGGCUUUUCGUCCGAAUUUAAAGAAAAACAGGGACUACAACAUCAAUUGUUUGUAGACAAAUUGACAGACAGAUAUCACGAGACGUGCCAAUAAAUAUGGAUUGGGUACGUGAUACCUUAGGAUUGCAUGGCUCGGAUUUGGACCGGGUUUUUAAGUAUGAACCUAAAGCAACGACUGUGCUGUGUAUCAACGACCAGGCUAUCGUACAUGAGAUAGAAACUCAUGAGGAGUGGCAAACAUGGUUAGAGCAGGACUGUCCAUCUCCGAAAGACUGCGAGUCUGGCUUGGUUGUUCUUUUCGCGAAGCGUUCUACCGAGUCGAGUACGAGUAAUGCCAAACAGACGAGCGAGAAUAUCUUCCUAGCAGGGAUGGAUGGUGAACAGCCCGUGCAAGAAAACUCUGUACAGAGUUCAUGUCCACCUGAUAUUAAGACACGCAACCACAGCGACGAGAAGCAAGACAGCUCUUCUGCGGUAGCGCGCCACAGUCUCAGGACUAUUCCGCUCAGUCGAAGCACAUUCGAAAUAAUCGCCAGAGCAUUCUAUAUGCACAGCUCGAUAUCGAGAGUGAUUAGUCGGGCAGAUAUUCCAGCUUUUACGCAUACAAAGGCAACUAUGGAAGAUGAACACGGCUCAAAACAUGAAGUCUCUGUCUUCAACUUGCGAACAUCUAAUGCCUGGCCUAUGGAUCUUGCUUUGACUGUAACAUACUUCCCUCACUGCAAUCUGAUGUUUGCCUUUAUUUUUGGAUGCGACUUGGAGAUCGAAGAGGAAAUACUGAGUCGAUUAAGACUUGCAGGAAACACCGCAACCCAUCCUUUACUGCUCCCAGGAAUCAUCGUGGAGAUUGAGAGGAGGCGACAUGUACAAAUAGUAGAUGAUAUUGUGGACGAAGUCGAGGCAAGAAUCUACCAGCUCGAAAUACGGCCUGGUACAGAAGAGAGCAUGACAACUUCACAGAUUGAGAAAUUGCACAAAGAUAAGCGCUCGGCAUGGCUCAAUAUCACGUAUACACGAAAUUGCCUUCAGAGUUGGAGAAAGCAACUGGAGAAUAUUGCACUUCAUGUGGACGAAGUCAAUCGCUUACUAUUAGGGGGGUAUGGGUGGUCGAGUAAUUUAACCACUCCACCUCCAACUCCAAAUUCUUAUGAGGAAUAUCCACUAAUUGGCAAAGAAGAAAUCCCAAUAGCCCUCGUUCAGCCACUGCCAGAGCACUCGGCAUUAUGCCAUGAGAAAUCUAGCAACAUAUAUCUUGUCGUAGGAUACCAAAUAAAGUCUCGAACUUUGGCCAUCAUCGAAGAGUACGACGACAAGAUUCGUGAAUGCUCAUUAAGAAUUGAGGGGAUGGCAAUGGCAACACAAUGGGCACAAGGCGAGACGAGCUUAGAGAUUGCCAAGGCGACAAGACGAGAUUCUGAACAUAUGCGCUCAAUAGCCCUGGUGACAAUGAUAUUCCUCCCAGGAACAUUCUUUGCGGGAGUAUUUUCCAUGACGUUUUUCGACUGGUCUGGCAAUAGUGGGCAGCCGGUGGUAUCUAAAUAUAUUUGGAUAUAUGUCUUGUUUACCCUACUUGUUACGCUGAUAACCAUUGGUCUAUGGUAUUACUUCAACAUUUAUCGCAGACAAUGGUUGACCUCCAACACAUCGACCGUAUAGCUGCAGGAUCUUUAAGUCUGUCAAAGUCAGUAGAGCUAGAAAAGAUUUUAUAUGUUGGUUGACGCGGAAUGAAUUUACCAUUAAACUUGGCAGGGAUGGUUUUAACUACCAAAAUAGAAGGAUAAACACGAUUAAUAGUGCAAUCUUCAUUCGAUAUUGGAGGCAUAAGGUGCCGUUGUACUAAGAGUAAAGCCCACAAAGCACUAGAGGUUGCCACCACUUGCAUUUUGCCCAAGUAACAGCUAAUAAAUGGGUGGUUAUUACUCCCUAAUAUCUUAGCACCUUAACAGGUCAUGGUGUCAAAAGUGGAAGGCGGUGAUACUUAACGAUCCAUAUACUAGAU
Xylaria bambusicola is the source of this 2628-nucleotide messenger RNA. RefSeq lists its product as uncharacterized. Bases 726 to 2285 code for a protein of 519 amino acids. Gene Ontology annotation, molecular function: magnesium ion transmembrane transporter activity; cobalt ion transmembrane transporter activity; magnesium ion binding. The record is from RefSeq and is a predicted model, not a curated record. NCBI's taxonomy places the organism in Eukaryota, Fungi, Ascomycota, Sordariomycetes, Xylariales, Xylariaceae. The transcript is spliced from 7 exons.